UAGAGCAGACCUUCACUGCACACAGUCGGAGACCGUCUCAGCACACCCUACUAACCCAGCUAACACUGGGUGUCUGUAGCCUGGUCAGGUGGUGGCCACUAUGUGUCCUGAUGCCGUGGUGGUGGGGAUCUGACCACAUGGAGGAGUGUGAGAGCAGUGUAGUGGAGGCAGGGGCCCUGGCCCCUGGGAGCCCCACCACAGAGCUGGGCUUGAAAAGGCUCUCCUUCGCGUAUCAGGGCCUUCUAGAGAUUCCUUAUGACAUCAUUCUGGAGCAGCGGGACACCCUGGAGGUUCUGGACCUCAGCUACAACCUGCUGGAUGAGAGCCCAGCUUUGCUGGUUGAGCUGGAGAAGCUGAGCACCCUCAUCCUGGACUGCAACAACUAUAAUGCUCAUGUCAAGUUCCCCUACAUGCCCAGCCUCACCACCCUGUGGAUCAACAAGAACAAAAUCAGCAACCUGCCCAUCAUAGUGGAGGAGAUCCGCUGCAAGUUCCCCAAUAUCAAGAUACUUAGUAUGAUGAACAAUGAAGCAGCACCCAGUUAUUUUAAUGGAGGAAGUCUGACUCAGUAUAUUGACUACAGGCAGUACGUUAUCAGUCAGAUUCCCAGCCUGGAGGUCCUAGAUGACACAGAAGUGCAAGAGAAAGAGCGAGCGCUGGCCAGGAAGACCUACAGGAUGCAGAGGAUCAGGGAGGGCAGCAAGAAGAGGAAGGAGCUCCAUCACUGAGAGCCAACGGCUAAUCGUUUCAUCAGACCCUGUCGGGCCGCAUGCCAAACCAACCUGCACUCUCUAAAUCUCAGAACAAUCCAACCACUCAUUCCAGGCCUUUAUAAGCUUUAAGAGAAGAAUGUGAACUAGUACAUGUUUGCAUUCACAAGGUGAUUAGAACUGACUUAAAGGGCCUAUCUGCUAUUUUUAUCUUGUAUUUUGUUUUUCCCAUGAGGUUAACUUAUGAUGUGUGUGUGGUUUUGUGUACCAAAAACAGUUUGUUUUUAUGUGACUGUUUUCCAAUCUCUCUUAGAAUCAAACAAGCUGUUUUUGUUACUGUGUCUAUGAGACUGUUAUAUAUAAAUGAGCUCUGUUCAGAUUUGGAUAGCCUGUAUUGCGUCUCAUUCAAAAAGCAGUCCAGGCUGAAACACUCCUUAUAACUUCAAGUUAAUGGGUGGAGCUAAACUACUGUAGGUUAAAUAGGUUGAUAUGAAAACAGACUGGUUUAGCAGUUUAAUUUCCAUAUAUGAACCGUAUGUACUCUGAAACUUUAACGGUGUUUACAUACUACAGCAGACUCUUUUAUUUAAAAAAAUAAAUUAAGUAAAAUAUGUUUUUUCAUUAAAUGGGCCCCUUAAAGCCCUGAUGCAUGCAUGAUAACCGU
Molecule: messenger RNA, 1374 nt
Organism: Colossoma macropomum (tambaqui)
Lineage: Eukaryota; Metazoa; Chordata; Actinopteri; Characiformes; Serrasalmidae
Product: U2 small nuclear ribonucleoprotein A'
Exons: 5
Coding region: 111-728 (205 amino acids)
Source: RefSeq, a predicted model, not a curated record